CUCGUUUCUUCUUUACCCACAAGCAUCCAAUUAUGACUACCCUCACUCCUCAACCGUCGAUCCCUCAGGCUGAAAGCCUCAUUGCAGCUGGUCUCGAAGCUCGUAUCCUCACACCUACGGAUGCCGAGUUCUCAGCUCGCCAAGAAUCAUACUGGUCUAACAGCGCCAAGAUCAAACCUGCUUGUAUCGUCCAGCCUCGUACCCCUGAAGAAGUCGCUUCCGUCGUGAAGGCUCUUGUUUCUGCUGGUCAGAGGUUUGCUGUUCGCAGUGGUGGACAUACAAACUGGGCUGGGUCGAACAACAUUGAGGGUGGUGUUACUAUUGAUCUUGUUCAUUUGAAUCAUGUGUCUUUUGAUGCUGCUACUGAGACAGCUGAUAUUGGACCUGGUUGUAGAUGGCGAGAGGUUUAUGCUGAGCUGAGCAAGCAUGGUCGUGCUGUUGCUGGAGGGCGUGAGGGCAAUGUUGGCGUUGCAGGUCUUCUUCUUGGAGGUGGCAAUGCUUUCUUCACAGCUAGACAGGGCUUUGGAUGUGACAAUGUUGUGUCGUACCAAGUUGUCCUUGCUAACGGUGAUAUUAUCACCGCCGAUGAGAAGAACAACACCGACUUGUACCGCGUACUCAAAGGUGGAUCAAACAACUUUGGUAUCGUCACAAAGUUCACUAUGAAGGCUAUCAAGUCUGACAAGGUCUGGGGUGGAAUGACUUUCUUCCCUAAGCAAGUUAUUCCUGGUGCCAUUGAGGCUCUCUCUGCUUUUACGGACAACGUGCCCAAUGAUAUUCACAGCAACCUUGUCACUAUUUUCACCCAUAUGCCUGAUUUCAAGGAUAUCGUUGUUGCUACUCUGUAUGCCAACAUGGAGGGUAUCGAGAAGCCUCCGGCGUAUGAGAAGUGGCUAGCUCUUCCCGAAAUCAUGAACACUGUCAAGAACACUACUCUGACUGAGAUGGCUUUUGAGUACAAUAUUCCUGCGAAUUUCUAUGACACCUGGUUCACAUGUUGCUUUAAGAACGACACCCGAAUCAUCACCAAAGCCUCAGAGCUUCACGAUAAACUCGUCGAAGAGCUCAAGGCAUUCAUACCCGACGGUAACUUCAUCACCCAAUGUCUAUUCCAGCCUCUGCCUACGCUCUUCGGCCAACGCGGCAUCGAAGCAGGCGGCAACAUCAUGGGCAUGGACCGUCAUAAGACCAACGGCAUUCUAUUUCUCGCUGUCGUCAUGGCACAGACUCCUGAGCAGGAGGCUUUUGCACGACCCAAGGUUCAGGCUUGGAUCAAGGAUGUGCAAGAGUUUGCUGCUACUAUUGAGGGAGGAAAUCUUGAGUGGACUUAUUUGAAUUAUGCGGAUAAGAGUCAGGAUCCUCUUGGUAGUUAUGGUGCUGAGAAUAUUAAGAAGAUGAAGAAUGCAGCGGCCAAGUAUGAUCCUGAGCAGGUGUUCCAGAAGCUGGUGCCUGGAGGGUUCAAGAUUUCGGACGUCAAGGAUGAAUAGAUGCAGCAUAGCAAAUGAUUGAUAGUUGAUCAUAUGAUAUCAACGACAUAUAUCACGCC
Molecule: messenger RNA, 1546 nt
Organism: Fusarium odoratissimum NRRL 54006
Lineage: Eukaryota; Fungi; Ascomycota; Sordariomycetes; Hypocreales; Nectriaceae
Exons: 2
Coding region: 33-1487 (484 amino acids)
Molecular function (GO): FAD binding
Source: RefSeq, a predicted model, not a curated record